Molecule: messenger RNA, 1842 nt
Organism: Penicillium longicatenatum
Lineage: Eukaryota; Fungi; Ascomycota; Eurotiomycetes; Eurotiales; Aspergillaceae
Exons: 1
Coding region: 1-1842 (613 amino acids)
Biological process (GO): amino acid transmembrane transport
Cellular component (GO): vacuolar membrane
Molecular function (GO): amino acid transmembrane transporter activity
Source: RefSeq, a predicted model, not a curated record
AUGGCCGGCGUUAUUUCCGCUGCCAAUAUCGGCGGCGUGGCCGAUCCUCGUCUUGGGCAUGAGGCCGAUAUCAUUGGCACCAAGAAAGAACACGAGGUUGACGUGCACCACGAUAUUGAACCUCCCAACUUGCACGGUCCCGGUAACAUCUACUUGGACUCCAGCAUCACCUUUGAGAACUACCACUACUGGGCCAACCGAUCCCGUGAAGUCGAAAAGGCCAUUCGUACCGACAAUGCCGGCUUCUCGGGACUGGGCAAGCUCCUCCUCAACCGCAAGGGGAAACAGGAAGAACCAGCCGUCGAGCCCACUGAACCUGAGCCUGUCCCCGAGGAAGCCCCCACCGACGAGAAGACACCCGAUGCCAACGCGCCGAGAAGCGAUGAAGGAACGGACAAAUGGGGUGUCAGUGAGACGGAAUGGGAGACAGCACAGAGAGCUGCCCGUACCGCGACCUGGGGAUCAAUCUUCUAUCUGAUCACCACUGAUAUUUUGGGUCCGACCAACGUCCCUUACGCGAUCAGCCGAAUGGGAUACGGCCCUGGUUUUGCACUUUACACUGUCUUCGGUUUGUUGGCCGCCUACUCUGGUCUGCAGUUGUGGCGGAUCUUCGUCGGUCUUGAUUCCACUCGUUUCCCCAUGCGUAACUACGGUGAUGUUGCAUUCCGUGUCUUUGGCCCCUGGGCGCGCAUCGGUGUCAACAUUCUGCAAAGCUUCCAGUUUUUCCUCAACGUUUCGUUGUUGAUUGAGAGCAAUGGUCAAGGUUUGGCACAGAUGGUGGCUGGUGUGAACAACACCGGUGGUUUCCUCUGCUUUAUUGCCGCCGAGGUCAUCUUCAUGGUCAUUGGGUUUGUCCUCGGACAGAUCCGGACCCUGCAGCGCCUGUCCUGGUUGGCCAACCUCGCCAUUUGGGGUAACGUUGUCGUUAUCAUUAUGACUAUGGUCGUUGUCUACAAGUUCCCUCCCAACUACUCUGCCGUGUACACGAGCUACGGUAUUGAGAAGGGCCCAAUCGUCACCAGCGCCAACUGGGCUGCUGGCUACGGCCUCGAGGACCGUAUCACAGCCAUGAUGAAUGCGGUCUUCGCCUACGGUGGUGCUACACUCUUCAACGAGCUGAUGGCAGAGAUGAGACGUCCCAUGGACUUCUGGAAGGGCUUCGUCAUCGCCGAGGUCUUCAUUUACGUUUGCUAUCUGGUCAACGGAAUGAUCGUCUACUCCGCCCAGGGACAAUUUACCUACAACCCUGCCUAUGAGGGAAUUCCCAACACCCCCGGUGCAUACCGUUUCCAGACACUGGGCAACGCCCUCUCCUUUAUCACCGGUGCCAUUGCAGCUCUGCUGUAUGGAAACAUCGGUAUCAAGGUGUUUUACUCCUCCGUGAUGCGUGAUCUCUUCCAUUUCCCCGCACUGGACAGCAAGGUCGGCAAAUGGAUUUGGGUUGCCGUUGUGCCCAUCUACUGGAUCCUCGCCUGGAUCGUUGCUGCCGCUAUUCCCCAGAUUAGCAACCUGACCUCAUUCGUCGGUGCCGCCUGUAUCCUGCAAUUUUCCUACACCUUCCCGCCCCUCCUCCUGGUCGGCUACCAUGUUCAAAAGGACGCCAUGCUUCCCGAAGAGGAGUUCAACCCACGCACUGGAGUGGCCCAACGUGUGGAUCACGGUGUGAAGCGCUGGAUCCGUGGUUACAAGAAAAAAUUCUGGUGGAACACCUUUGACCUGAUUUAUGCGCUUGCUGCUCUGGCUACGGCUGGUCUUGGAAUCUGGGCAUCUGUUGUUUCGAUGAAUUCCACUUUCAAGACUACUAAGCUGACUCCUUUCUCCUGCACUAACCCUGCUGGUUAA